AUGCCUCUCUCGGUCUCGGCCGCUUCCAUCCACCAUGCUUCCUAUCAUGUACUCCUCCUACUCAUCGCAGCCACCGCCACCGCCGUGUUCACCACGGGCGGCGACGGCGGCACGGGGGUCGGCAAUGCCACGGCGACGACAACGACGGCAGGCGGCGGCGGCAGCACGGAGAUGUACAUCUGCUACCUCUGCACCGGGCGCAACCCGAUGAUGAUCAGGCGCUGCCCCAUCUACUGGGACUUCUGCCACCUCGUCUGCUACGCGCCCGGCGCCACCGCCGCCGGCGGCGCCGCCGUUCCCGUCGAGCCCGCGGCGCCAGGGCGACCGGUGGGCGGCGUCCCGCGCGACGUCGUCGACGAGGAGUGCUACGUCAUGAAGCUGUACGAGAACGGCAGCUACGUCAUCGUCAUCACGCUGGGGUGCUCCCAGACCGCCAGUUGCCUCCUCUCCUGCGGCGGCGGCGACCUCGCAGCCGGCGGGGAAGAAGCCGGCCGGGCACCCCUGGGCGCCGCCCCACCGCCGGUGGCAGCGACGGCUCCCAAGCGCACGCUGCAGAUGCCGCCACCACGCGUCGCUGAUUUCCAGCGGUGCGGUGCACAGGCGAUGACCGCUCCGACUCCGAGGGCCAUCACCGGCGGCUCGUAG
Oryza brachyantha (malo sina) is the source of this 645-nucleotide messenger RNA. RefSeq lists its product as uncharacterized. The coding region runs from base 1 to 645 and encodes 214 amino acids. The transcript has a single exon. NCBI's taxonomy places the organism in Eukaryota, Viridiplantae, Streptophyta, Magnoliopsida, Poales, Poaceae. The record is from RefSeq and is a predicted model, not a curated record.